This is a messenger RNA of Bolinopsis microptera, 980 nucleotides long. RefSeq lists its product as uncharacterized. The transcript is spliced from 5 exons. Lineage: Eukaryota; Metazoa; Ctenophora; Tentaculata; Lobata; Bolinopsidae. The record is from RefSeq and is a predicted model, not a curated record. Bases 18 to 416 code for a protein of 132 amino acids.
UAGUAGCAAGUGAUAAUAUGAAACAGUUUCACUUGACAGUUGCUGCUCUGCUGAUACUGCUAGUGCCAGACGUCAUUAACGCUGGGCUUAACGAGCUUGAGGACGCAGCUAAAGUUGAACGAAAUCACAGUGCUAGUAAGCACAAUUACCCUCCCUUUCUCCGGGCUAAAGACUGCAGACCAAGGAAGCACAACGUUCAGGACUGUAGCUGCCUUCAAGAGAUGUUUGUUAAAACUCAGUGUAUAGAACGACUGGGCGAAAAGUUCAUCAACCACAAAUACAAAGAUCCCAAGCCGUCAACCUGUGUGAAACAUUUCAACUAUUGCUACGGGUUUGAGGGGGAUGAAACAAAGACGUGGUACAACCAGUGCUGCCGGUCGAUGCUCUGUUACAUGAAACUCAGAACCUGUGUUUAGUUAUUUUACCAAUUUAGUGUUACUAAGGUGUUACUAAGGUGUUACUAAGGUGUUACUAAGGUGUUACUAAGGUGUAACUAAGGUGUUACUAGGUGUACAUGGUACAACCAGUGCUGCCGGUCAAUGCUCUGUUACAUGAAACUCAGAACCUGUGUUUAGUUAUUUUACCAAUUUAGUGUUACUAAGGUGUUACUAAGGUGUUACUAAGGUGUUACUAAGGUGUUACUAGGUGUACAUGGUACAACCAGUGCUGCCGGUCAAUGCUCUGUUACAUGAAACUCAGAACCUGCGUUUAGUUAUUUUACCGUGAAAUCUCCAAGUUAACAUUUGGUAAACAUUUUUCUAUUAGGAUCUAUUAUUAGUAAAAUGCACCUGUGCCCUCUUAAAGUUAACUACUUCAUCGGACAUUUUGUAAACGGACACAAUUUUGAAGUUGAACGGACAUUAAUGAUUAAAAUGAACUCUCAAAGGCAUUAAUUUAAUAUAUUUAAUUUAACUGCCUUGUCGGACUUUAUUUGAACGUACAUUAAAAUGAACGCUAGGGCCUCCGCCGUCCAAUUAAUG